This is a messenger RNA of Meyerozyma guilliermondii ATCC 6260, 1239 nucleotides long. RefSeq names its product glycolipid translocation protein. Lineage: Eukaryota; Fungi; Ascomycota; Pichiomycetes; Serinales; Debaryomycetaceae. Gene Ontology annotation, cellular component: endoplasmic reticulum membrane. Gene Ontology annotation, biological process: glycolipid translocation; dolichol-linked oligosaccharide biosynthetic process. The transcript has a single exon. The coding region runs from base 1 to 1239 and encodes 412 amino acids. The record is from RefSeq and is a predicted model, not a curated record.
AUGUCUAUGCCUGGGAAAGACAACGAUGAAAUGGUGUCCACAAAACAUGAGGAUUCUGCUCUGCUAAAUUCUGGCCUGGCUAGUUCUGCUGGUGCAUCUUUGCUUGUUCUUACGCAAAUUUUCACCAAAUUAGCCACGUUUUCUCUCAACCAAUUGCUCGUUCAGUACGUGACACCAACAGUUUUGGGCACAGCUAGCUACUGGGAAUUUGUGGUUCAAACCAUCUUGUUUUUCAGUAGAGAGGCAGAGCGUUUAGCGGUGCAACGAGCCGACAGCGAUGUGGCUGCAAAUUGUGCAGAAAAUGCACCACAUGCAUCAAAUCAUGAAGACGACGCAGCAGAUGAUGCAGCAGACGAUGCAGCUACCUCUCAAAAAUCGUCUCUGCAAAAAGUGGUCAACUUUGGCCACUUGCCAUUGUUUGUUGGUAUUCCAAUGACAGUGUUCAUGCUAGUAUGGUCGCUCCGUACUCAAAAUGCACCAAUUCCAGUUUUGGCGUCGUUUCUGGUAAUUAUGGAGCUCAUGGCUGAGCCCAUGUAUGCACUCAAUCAGUUCCAGCUUGGAUUUUCAAAGCGGUCUCGAAUUGAAUCUUUAGCGGUAAUUGGUCGCUGCUUAACGACGUUUAUUGGUGUGGUUCUUGCUGCAAGAACGAAAAAUGAUGUGCAUGCUGCUACUGCCUAUGUCGCAGGUCAGCUGGUAUACGCUGCUGUGGUGUACAUAAUGUACCGGAAUUCAAGCUACAAGAUAAGACCAAUUAGCAACGCGGGUCUGGUUUGGAAACGAUACUUUUCACCUCAACUUUUAUCAGUUUGGAGAGGUCUUUUUAUUCAAAUGAUAUUCAAGCAUUUGCUAACCGAGGGAGAUCGACUUUUGAUAAGCUGGCUCUGCUCUGCGGAAGAACAAGGAGUUUAUGCUCUUGUGACAAAUUAUGGUUCUAUCUUGGCUCGGGUUCUUUUUCAGCCGGUAGAAGAGUCGCUUAGGUUGGUACUAUCCAAAGAACUUUCGACUUCAAGUUCUAGAACUCAAACUCAAAUGGCCGCGAAAAAUAUGGGAUACAUUCUUUUGAUGUAUUUUCACUUGAGUGUGGUUAUGGUGCUCGGAGGAUACAAUAACGGUGCCUACCUACUUCAAUUUGCACUUGGAAGAAGUAAAGCGUUGAUAUGGAAAGAAACCAAUGUGUUUCAAAUUUUUUCCACAGUAUAUCCUAUACCUUCCCUUCCUUGCUUUCAAUGGUGUAAUUGA